Messenger RNA from Colletotrichum acutatum, 2215 nucleotides. Its product is annotated as crossover junction endonuclease MUS81. Lineage: Eukaryota; Fungi; Ascomycota; Sordariomycetes; Glomerellales; Glomerellaceae. The record is from RefSeq and is a predicted model, not a curated record. Gene Ontology annotation, molecular function: 3'-flap endonuclease activity; DNA binding; crossover junction DNA endonuclease activity. The transcript has a single exon. Gene Ontology annotation, cellular component: Holliday junction resolvase complex; nucleus. Gene Ontology annotation, biological process: double-strand break repair via break-induced replication; resolution of meiotic recombination intermediates; DNA catabolic process. The coding region runs from base 231 to 1997 and encodes 588 amino acids.
AGUUUCCUUCCUCCCCCACCCUCUCCUUCGCCUCUUUCCAGCCGGCGAGGCACGCUCGGCAUCCAAGUCGACAACUGCAUUUUGGGGCGUCGUUUUUCUUCUUUUGGAAAUCGAAUUUCUUAGCCUGGCUGCAUAUUUGCCGGCAGAGAUGCUCUCUUUGGCGUUCAGCUCUGGGCAAUGAUCUUUGAAGUACGGAUACCCCAAGGAAACUCUAACAUCACAGCAGCACUAUGGCUGGCGAACACGAGCAAUACGCCAAUCCUCUGCUCCUUGACUGGGUCAAGGAGUGGCUGGAUACUGCUAGAGAACGAAACAUGAAGAGCACCUCCACCUAUCGAAAUGCCUAUGAGUCUCUCAAGGCAUGCCCCAUCACCUUCAAGCAUCCACGCCAGCUCACUCAGCUCAAGGGCUUCGGAGACAAGCUCUCUUCACGUCUGACUGAUAAGCUAAAGGAGCAUUGCGAGUCAAACGGCCUGCCAAUGCCUAAGAAUCCACGGCUAUUCAAGGAAGACCGCACAUCCGUCGGCGGCGCUGCUGAAGAUCAAGACGCCCCUCCACCCAAGAAAGCACGCAAAAUAAAGCCUUACGUUCCAACAUAUCGCUCUGGCGCCUACGCUCUCUUACUAUCACUCUCCACACUGGAUAAUGGUGUACAAUUUGGAAUAACCAAAGCCAGCCUCAUAGAGUUGGCCCAGGAACACUGCGACGCAUCCUUCUCUGCACCCAGUGACCCUGGCAAGUACUACACGGCAUGGAACUCGAUGAAGACGCUUAUCGAAAAGGAUCUUGUUUGCGAGAAAGGCCGCCCACAGAGACGGUACUCUCUUACCGAUGAGGGAUGGGAAGUUGCUGAACGCAUCAAAAAGACCGCAGAAGCAAGCGGCGCAGCCGACUAUGCUAUCGCAGGCCCCAGUACGCGUGCCGGACCUGCCAGUGGGGUUGAUCUGACCCCCAUACCGUUGGACAGAGAAGCUUCGCCAUCUGUCGAGCCAGCCGAACGGCCGAGAACGAUAUCAGAAUACGAAGGCGUUGUCGCGAAUGGACCAAUGGUCUCGGACGAGGCAUCGUUACCAAACUUCGUCCCGAUUCGGCUGGCACCCGGUUCUUUUACUGUUCAUCUCGCCCUUGACAUCCGCGAAGUUCGAGCAGUCAAAGAUCGCGACUACAUGCAAGACGAGCUCACCAAAAAGGGCGUAAAACCCAUAAUGCGAGCUCUGGACGUCGGUGAUGCACAAUGGAUCGCCAAAUGCCACGAUCCCAACGCCCUAUCCCGCUACGGCGCAGAGGGAGAUGAGGUUGUACUGGAUUGGAUUAUUGAGCGCAAGCGACUAGACGACCUUGUUAGCAGUAUCAAGGAUGGCCGUUUUCACGAGCAGAAAUUUCGACUUCGCAAAUCUGGAGUCAAACACGUUGUCUACAUAGUCGAGGAAAUUGCCUUGGAUUCGGCGUAUUUCUCCAAGAUUGAGGAAAUGGUUCAAUCCGCCACCGCGUCUACGCAAGUAGUUAAUGGCUACUUUUUGAAGAAGACCCAGAAGAUGGACGAUACGAUCCGGUACCUUGCGCGGAUGACGUUCAUGCUCAAGAAGAUGUACGAAUGCAAGUCGCUUUUGGUCAUCCCGACACCGGUCUUGACAGCACAGAACUACUUGCCGUUGCUAGAACACCUUCGGGUGAAAGAGCCUACGACGAAUUACUACAUCACAUACGCGGCAUUUGCGUCAUUGGCGUCCAAGUCGGACAUGAUGACCUUACGAGAUGUUUACCUCAAAAUGCUCAUGACGACUAGGGGCAUUACGGGAGAGAAGGCUUUGGAGAUUCAGAAGCGGUGGAAGACACCGCAUGAUUUUAUCAAGGCGUUUCAGGAGUGCGGCUCAGGCGAGCAAGGGCUAAAGAGGAAACGGGAGAUGGUUAUCAGCGGUCUGCCCAAUUUGGUAGGGCGCAAGAAAAUUGCCAAGGCCGUUAGUCAACGGCUAGCCGAGGUCUGGGGCGAUGCUUGAUGAUGCUUAGAAUACCCCUAUUGUGAUAAUACAGGAAACAAUCUAUAGACUCACUCACCUAUCUGGGUUCACACUCACCACCCACCCUUUAUAAUAACACGAAAGAGAUUUCUUUUUCACCAAGGCCUAUGACGUGGCGGGGAAUGUCCUCGUUUGAAUUGCCCCGCACCCAUAGGUCUCGAGUUCGAGUCUCGUGAAAAUCCUAGCAUCGCUACACC